AUGCGACCACCACGCAGACCUGCCGUUGGAACGCCAAUACCGCGCCUGGCCGACCACAAAACACGCGCCCCCCCUGCGCACGCAGUUUCCUCCCCCCUCUGGCUCAGGUUUCGCGAUCGCGCGCGGCUUGACCACCAUGCGGACCUCCCGGCGUGCCAACACCAAUCCCGUGCUGAGCUUCUCGCAAAACACAUGCACCCGCUCGUCCCAACACCACACCUCGCCCGACCCAAAUGUGCGUCCCCACUGCGCACGCAAUUCGGCGUGCGUUCGCGGCCCCUCUCCACAGCACCUCGACCGCUGACGCCCUCCACCACCUACACUCGCCACCUCAACCACCACGUGGACCUGCGGUUGGAACGUGAAUACCGCGCCUGGCCCACCGCAAAACACGCGCCCCCACCGCGCGCGCCCCCACCUCGACCAUCUCGCCCACACUUCGCGACCGCGCCCAGGUCGACCACCGCGCGGACCUCCCGUUCGAACGCCAAGGCCGCACCUGGCCUCUCGCAAAGUGCACCCGCGCAGCACACGCAAUUUCCUCGACACUCUCGCCCCCGUUUCGGGACCGCGCCCAGACGGCAAAUGCCAACUGGCAUGCCCCAACAGUCGCACCGCGAACAACUCCCACCUCGCCCGAUUUCCUCUCACAACCACCACCAUGGCCUCCGUCACUGA
Messenger RNA from Sparassis crispa, 678 nucleotides. RefSeq lists its product as hypothetical. Bases 1 to 678 code for a protein of 225 amino acids. The record is from RefSeq and is a predicted model, not a curated record. The transcript has 2 exons. NCBI's taxonomy places the organism in Eukaryota, Fungi, Basidiomycota, Agaricomycetes, Polyporales, Sparassidaceae.